Molecule: messenger RNA, 933 nt
Organism: Paramecium tetraurelia
Lineage: Eukaryota; Ciliophora; Oligohymenophorea; Peniculida; Parameciidae
Exons: 3
Source: RefSeq, a predicted model, not a curated record
AUGUAGGUUGUUGUGAUUGCCCCAAAUAAGGCUUUAAUUGGGAUUUAAAAUUAAAAAUUGGAUGUCUUUGAUGAUGGUAUUCAACUCUAAAAGGCUGGAGGUUUUAAGAAGAUAUAGGCUAUCCGGGUUUUCUAUACUGAAAAAUAUAUACGUGGAUUCGAAAUAUUUUACAAAUUAUUUGCUGGUGAUCUUUUGAAAGCAGGUCAUAAUGUCCCAAAAUCAAAGAAAGAACUAUAGAAUACAAUAUUAGAAAUAGGGCCUGACGAUUACGUAAGUGAAAUAUUUGGUGCAUACUAAUCUGCCAAGAAGAACAGAAUCAUAAAUAUUACAUUUGUAACCUAUCGAGGGAAGGCUUUAACAUUUGGCGGAAGGGGUGACAAGUCAUUUGGAUUUUGUUUCCCAGGAUUUACAUUUGGAGCAUUCAAAGGAGGCAAUAGCUAAAAGAAAUGUGUAGAGUGGUUGGAGAUUGAUGUGCUACCCUUACCAGAGGACUUCAAAUUGGAAAUGCAAAAAUUAGGAAUACUAAGAAUUCAAAGAAUUAGUGAAUAACCUGAGAGGAAUCUUAGCAAUUCUACAAACAGCGCUGGAUAAGGUGCACUUACAGGUGUUCCAAAGCUAUAAAUAGCAAAGCCUAUGAUUGCUGUUCCUGCAAUUGUAGUGCCUUAAAUAAAUUAAUAAUAAAAUAUAAAUUUAUAAUAAUAACAGCCUUAAUAAGGUAAUCCAUAUUAAUAAUAAUAAUAAUAGUAUUAAUAAUAUCCUUAAUAACAAUAGUAUGCUAAUUAUCCAUAAUAAUAAUAAUAACAAUAAUAUCCUUAAUAUUUAUAAUAGUAAUCAAUUCCAAAUUAAUAAAACCCUUAUGCUUAAGCUUUAUAUAAUCAAUAGCCUUAAUCCUAGAAUCCUUACAGUAGUAAUAGCUAUCCAAAAUUUAAUUGA